Messenger RNA from Coprinopsis cinerea okayama7#130, 3699 nucleotides. Its product is annotated as RNA-directed RNA polymerase 2. The record is from RefSeq and is a predicted model, not a curated record. Gene Ontology annotation, biological process: siRNA processing. The transcript is spliced from 4 exons. Bases 1 to 3699 code for a protein of 1232 amino acids. Gene Ontology annotation, cellular component: nuclear RNA-directed RNA polymerase complex. Gene Ontology annotation, molecular function: RNA-directed RNA polymerase activity. Lineage: Eukaryota; Fungi; Basidiomycota; Agaricomycetes; Agaricales; Psathyrellaceae.
AUGGAGAUCUUCAUGAACAGACUCAGUUACUCCUACAAUCACACCCAGAUUACCCACCAUUUGGCACAUUAUCUCCACCGCCCCGAGUUCCUGGACGACCCAACGGCUCCCUUCAACUUCCAUGUCCAACUACACAGAGACAAGAUCGGCACAGGACGCCUGCAUGCAGGGCACGGUCGUUUGACUCUCCCCACCGAGGAAUUAGGAUGGCGGUUUCUCCAGAUCUACGGGCCAGGGGGGACCAGGGUGAUAAGCAUGGGAGGGAUGAUUAUAUCAUUCGAACGAAGCAGGGGCCAGGUCAAGCAAGACAUUCUGGCCAAUAUUCGACUGCUUCCCUUUCGUGACCCCCGUCUUGCUGAGGAGGAGGAACAGCGAUCGGGGGAGCUCUCAUCGACACAAAUUCCUAUUGGAACCAUCCAGUUCGGAUGGGACUGCCGCGAUGGUGUCGUAUCCAUCGAAGCAGAGGAUUCACCUCGUGUUUGUAUCCUCUGCUUCGACGAAGAUCGUCGGCAGUUUCGCAUCAAGUUCGUUCCCAGCACAGCGAGCACAAAUCAAGAAUACAUCAUAGCAAUUCGAACAUCCUCCAUCCAAUCAAUGUCCGUCCACACCUAUCUUUACAGGGAGAACGUUUUGCUCUUCUUCCUUUCGGAUCCUCCGACAUACGAAACAGUCCCGACCUCUGUUUCCUUGGAACAGGCCAUGUCCGCACUGAGCACUCAACCCAAUAGCAACUCUCGACCACUCCGCCGUCAGCUGACCUUUCUCCCAAUUCCGAAUCAUGAGCGAGUCGCUCCAUUUGCGUCCCUCGUCGUCCGCCUUGUUUUUCAGUCGGCUGAUGGAGUCAGGCAGUUCAACGAACUUAGGAAUCUCGCCAAUUUCCAUCGAGGCGCAACCUACGAGUACCCCAUCGCCCGCCGUGGUCUUUUCUCUCGGGAGGCUAUUGAAGAGUUUGAAAGAUGGACCAGGAAGCUCCGUUGGGAGGUUUCCUAUCAAGUGGAGUCCAUAGUCCGCGAUCUUUCAGUGGACAUCAAGGAGAUGCUGGAUAUCCUUCCCGACAUCGACCAACUCGCCAAGGCAAAGGGAAAGGAGUACGCAGCUGCCAUGCUCAAGACCUUCGGGCGGAAGGUCAAGACCUUGUACCGAAGCGAGGAACACGAGGACAACGCCCCGGACUCGGUCAGGGAGUGCUUUGAACUGACUCUCGAAGAAUUUUCCAAGGCUCAUACGACACCCACCUUGGAACCAACAGACGGAAGUUUGUACCAGGCACAGCAUGUCACCAUCACCCCUACCAAAAUCUUACUCGAAGGACCUUUCCCUGAACGGUCCAAUCGAGUUAUACGCGCAUAUGAGCCGCGACACCAGGAGUCUUUCCUCCGGGUUACCUUCGCCGACGAGGGCAGGUUGCAAUAUCGCUCCAACGAUCGGGAACUUGACCACGAAGCAUUUGUUCGCGAACGUUUUGGCGAGUUCCUCCUCAAUGGAUUGACGAUAGCCAAGAGACACUUCCGAUUCCUUGCUUACUCUCAGUCGGCUUUGAAGGAGCAUUCUGUUUGGUUCGUCAAGCCAUUCGUCGACACGAAACAUGGUCUUGUGAAUGCCGAGUCCAUUAUCCACAGCUUGGGCAACUUCGAUGGGUUGGAUUUCGAUUCCCAGUUGAUGCACUGCCCUGCCCGAUAUGCAGCCAGGCUUUCACAGGCAUUCACUGCGACGGAUGCUUGCAUCAUCGAGGUCGAAGAAAUCAUCAAUGGGCGCGACAUCGAGGUGGUCAGCCCGGAAGGCCAAAAGUACUGCUUCACAGACGGGGUGGGCACGCUCUCUCCAGAGCUUGCAAGGGAAAUAUGGAAACAUCUCAAACGGACGAAGAGAAGGGCUCGGUCCGUCAAGGGCCACCCAGCUGCGUAUCAAGUUCGCUUUAUGGGCUCCAAAGGGAUGCUUUCUGUCGAUUAUCGGCUGCAGGGGAGCACCAUCUACCUUCGACCGUCUAUGAUCAAAUUUGAGGCCCCGAACUCAAGGGCAAUAGAGAUCGCGCGUUCGUUCGACCGACCGACACCGUACUUCCUCAACAGGCCCCUCAUUACAUUACUUGAGGGCCUGGGCGUUCCCCUUUCAACGUUCAAAUUCUUCCAGGACCGUGCCGUCCGUGAAACUCAACAGGCUGCUUCGUCACUUGCAACAGCUGCCGCCAUGCUGGACACGUACGGGCUGGGUGCUUCAUUCCGGCUGCCGUCAGUGAUGAACAGCCUCAACAAGCUUGGGAUUCCAGUUCUGAACCAGGAUAGGUUUUUAUCAAGAGCCAUGGAGUACGCUAUCAAUCAUAUCCUUCGACUCCUUAAAAACCAUGCCCGGAUUCCCGUGCCUGGGGCUUGGACGCUGGUCGGGGUCGCUGAUGUUCACAGGUUUCUUCAACCAAGGCAAAUAUUCGCAUACGUCAAACCUCUGAAUUCCCGAGGGAUCUAUUUGGAAGGUCCUGUCCUUAUAUCUCGAUCACCAACGAUCCAUCCCGGGGAUGUACAACUGGUUCAAGCGAUCGGACAUCCUCCACCAGAUUCUCCGUUUGCACACGAGCCAUUGGCCAACACUGUCGUUUUCAGCGUGCUAGGCGACCGACCCUUACCAUCUUGUCUGGGCGGUGGUGACUUGGACGGGGACAUCUACAACCUGAUCCCUUUGGAGGACCCCCAACGUCCAGAACUCAGAGGGUUCACUCCAGUUCGACCGUUACAGGCACCUUCACAGUAUGCUCCGGCUCAGAGGAAGAUCCUCGACCGGAAAGCAACCAUGCGCGACGUGGCUGAAUUCGUGAUGGAAUACAUUUUGUCCGACGUUCUUGGAAUCAUCGCCAUAAACUGGCUCAUCAUCGCGGACCAAAGUCCACGAGGGAUAUACGACUCGGACUGUCUAAAGCUUGCAGACCUGCAUAGUGAUGCGGUCGAUUAUCCAAAGACAGGCAAUCCGGUUGCAUUAACGAAUAUCCCGAGAUUGAAGUACCGCACCAAACCUGACUGGAACGCACCCGAAACGGUUGAUACCAGCGCAUCCGGCAACUACUACACCAGUUCAAAAGCAAUUGGAAAGCUAUUCAGAGCCAUCGAACUUCCGGUAGAGAUGGAAUCCACGCAAGGAGGAACUAGAGUCCAAAGCCAUCGAAGCAGACGACGCCAAGGAAGGAACGCCAACACGCACUCCAGUGCAAUUCCCAUGCUCAGUCGGGAACCGUACUUCUCAAUCAUAGAGCGGAGGGUCGGGGAGUUCAUUGCAACAGAAGAACCGUUCAGGACCGGCAUUGACGAAGAGACUGAAGGCAUAUAUGCCAAAUUUACCUCUGAACUGGAGGGAAUUUGCUGGAGCCAUACGCUAUCCACCGCUCGAGAUGCUUGCUUGAAGGAAGAGGAAGCAUUAAUAGGUACGAUCACUCAGAAGACGUCCCAGCCAAGGAAGCGCAAAGACUUGAUAGCGAGGUUGCGAGAGAAAACAGACAUUUUAGUUAGGGGAACACGGGAAGCACUUGAGGGGUCGGAAUCGGACACCGAGGAGGACUAUCUCCAACGGGCAUGGUUUGCGUGGCUGCUGUCGCUGGACAAAGGCCUGGAGUUCGGGGCGAGGAGCUUCGGAUGGGUUACCCUAGGUGCAGUCUUCGACGCAAUUCGGCAGAUUGAAGAAAGGGAAGACAGGGAACGCCUAAGGUUGUAUAAUUAA